AUGUCUGCUCAGUACAGUUCCGAAGCCGGUGGUUCCGAGGGAGUGAACUCACAGCCUUCGCGUCUGCGACAAGUUGUGGUGACCAAAGAUGAUCGCGUUUUUGUUCUCCUCACGACAAGAGAGUUAGCCCCGAUACCUAGCAGAGCCAUCGUGGACCCGUCACAGUCUACCUCCAUGCGCUUCCCCGUAGAUCCCACGCCAUUUCUGGAGCGGUGCUGGUCAAUAAACUCGAUACCAUACCAGGCUUUUGUUCCCGUCGACACCUAUGCAGCCUGUAGCUGCUGUCUGUUGAGAUGCCUCAAUUAUACCCACGCCAGUGUUCCAAUUGAGUCGAAGGGAGAUAGGUGGUACCUUCGACAAGAUGUCUUUCGUGAUUGGAAGGAUCUGGAGACCGUCGUUCUGCAACUCAGAGAGGUGUCCCGGUCGGCCACCACCGAUCUGAGGCUGGGGAGAGCUCUCUUCAGCUGGCCCGAACUGUCUCGGUAUGGAUAUGGGCGAAGUCACGUCGACCAUCUCAAGCUGACGGCAAUGCUCAUGUGCUCGAGGGAGGCAUUCAUGUUAGUUCUGGCUGAGGUAGCCUACAAUGCAGUCCACCAAACUGAUUUUUGGGAUGAGGUGGUAUCAAGCCACUUUGAUGCCCAUGUGGCGGGUUCGAACAAUUUCAACGUGCAAGGGCUGCAACACGUCGGUCUGUUUGUGGAUGUGGAGGAUUGCGACUUCACGGAUGUUUUUGAGCACAUGAUCAAUGCCGGUAUCCCACUGUGGCUGGCAUGGGGUUCAAUCCAGGCGUGGGCCUCUGCAACUGUUGGGUUGUUGAAGUACGUUCCGACAGGUGAUGAGCUCUGGCAAGCUCUAUGCCACCCGGUGGAAGGCCAAGCAGCGAUGCGUUCCACCAAGAGAGUUCCUCUGGGAUUGCGAGCUCUCCCUGAUGGCUCAAUAUUCGAUCCAAGCCCUCCUCAGCCUGAUCCUUGA
Desarmillaria tabescens is the source of this 972-nucleotide messenger RNA. RefSeq lists its product as uncharacterized. Lineage: Eukaryota; Fungi; Basidiomycota; Agaricomycetes; Agaricales; Physalacriaceae. The record is from RefSeq and is a predicted model, not a curated record. The coding region runs from base 1 to 972 and encodes 323 amino acids. The transcript is spliced from 3 exons.